Messenger RNA from Prionailurus viverrinus (fishing cat), 2338 nucleotides. RefSeq names its product neuregulin 3 (gene NRG3). Gene Ontology annotation, biological process: intracellular signal transduction; animal organ development; nervous system development. The transcript is spliced from 10 exons. Gene Ontology annotation, molecular function: chemorepellent activity. The coding region runs from base 1 to 2178 and encodes 725 amino acids. NCBI's taxonomy places the organism in Eukaryota, Metazoa, Chordata, Mammalia, Carnivora, Felidae. The record is from RefSeq and is a predicted model, not a curated record.
AUGAGUGAAGGUGCGGCUGCUGCCUCGCCACCUGGAGCCGCUUCGGCAGCCGCCGCCUCGGCCGAGGAGGGCACCGCGGCGGCUGCGGCGGCGGCAGCGGCGGGCGGGGGCCCGGACGGCGGCGGCGAAGGGGCGGCCGAGCCCCCCCGGGAGUUACGCUGUAGCGACUGCAUCGUGUGGAACCGGCAGCAGACGUGGCUGUGCGUGGUGCCUCUGUUCAUCGGCUUCAUCGGCCUGGGGCUCAGCCUCAUGCUCCUCAAAUGGAUCGUGGUGGGCUCCGUCAAGGAAUACGUGCCCACCGACCUGGUGGACUCCAAGGGGAUGGGCCAGGACCCCUUCUUCCUCUCCAAGCCCAGCUCGUUCCCCAAGGCCAUGGAGACCACCACCACGACCACUUCCACUGCGUCCCCCGCCACCCCCUCCGCCGGCGGCGCCGCCUCUUCCAGGACGCCCAACCGGAUUAGCACCCGCCUGACGACCAUCACGCGGGCGCCCACUCGCUUUCCCGGACACCGGGUGCCCAUCCGGGCCAGCCCGCGCUCCACCACCGCACGAAACACUGCGGCCCCCCCGACGGUCCUGUCCACUACGGCCCCCUUCUUCAGUAGCAGCACGCCGGGCUCCCGACCCCCGGUGCCAGGAACCCCCAGCACCCAGGCAAUGCCCUCCUGGCCCACUGCGGCAUACGCUACCUCCUCCUACCUUCAUGAUUCCACUCCGUCCUGGACCCUGUCUCCCUUUCAGGAUGCGGCCACCCCCUCCUCCUCCUCCUCCUCCUCCUCGUCUUCCUCCUCCUCUGCCACCACCGCGCCAGAAACGAGCACCAGCCCCAAAUUUCAUACAACGACAUAUUCCACUGAGCGUUCUGAGCACUUCAAACCCUGCCGAGACAAGGACCUCGCAUACUGUCUCAAUGAUGGCGAGUGCUUUGUGAUCGAAACCCUGACGGGAUCCCAUAAACAUUGUCGGUGCAAAGAAGGCUACCAGGGAGUCCGUUGUGAUCAAUUUCUGCCGAAAACUGAUUCCAUCUUAUCGGAUCCAACAGACCACUUGGGGAUUGAAUUCAUGGAGAGUGAAGAAGUUUAUCAAAGGCAGGUGCUGUCAAUUUCAUGUAUCAUCUUUGGAAUUGUCAUCGUGGGCAUGUUCUGUGCAGCAUUCUACUUCAAAAGCAAGAAACAAGCUAAACAAAUUCAAGAGCAGCUGAAAGAACCACAAAAUGGUAAAAACUACAGUCUCAAAGCAUCCAGCACAAUGGCAAAGUCAGAGAACUUGGUGAAGAAUCAUGUCCAGCUGCAGAGUUAUUCAAAGGCGGAAAGGCAUCCAGUGACUGCAUUGGAGAAAAUGAUGGAGUCAAGUUUUGCCGGCCCCCAGUCAUUCCCAGAGGUCCCUUCUCCUGACAGAGGAAGCCAAUCUGUCAAACACCACAGGAGUCUCUCCUCUUGCUGCAGCCCAGGGCAAAGGAGUGGUAUGCUCCAUAGGAAUGCCUUCAGGAGGACACCCCCCUCGCCCCGAAGUAGGCUGGGUGGCAUCGUGGGACCAGCAUAUCAGCAACUUGAGGAAUCAAGGAUCCCGGACCAGGAUAUGAUACCUUGUCAAGGGAUAGAGGUCAGGAAGACUAUACCCCACCUGCCUAUACAGCUGUGGUGUGUUGAAAGAUCCCUGGACUUCAAGUAUUCGUCCAAUGGUUUAAAAACCCAACAAAAUGCAUCCAUAAAUAUGCAACUGCCUUCAAGAGAGACAAAUUCCUAUUUUAAUAGCUUGGAUCAAAAGGACCUGAUGGGAUAUUCAUCUACAAGGGCCAGUUCCGUGCCCAUCAUCCCUUCAGUGGGUCUAGAGGAAACCUGCAUGCAAAUGCCAGGGAUUUCUGAAGUCAAAAGCAUCAAAUGGUGCAAAAACUCCUACUCUGCUGAUAUUGUCAAUGUGAGUAUUCCAGUCAGCGAUUGUCUUAUAGCAGAACAGCAAGAAGUGAAAAUAUUGCUAGAAACUGUCCAGGAGCAGAUCCGAAUUCUGACUGAUGCCAGGCGGUCAGAAGACUACGAACUGGCCAGCGUAGAAACCGAGGACAGUGCAAGUGAAAACACAGCCUUUCUCCCCCUGAGUCCCACGGCCAAAUCAGAAAGAGAGGCACAAUUUGUCUUAAGAAAUGAAAUACAAAGAGACUCCGCAUUGACCAAGUGACUUGAGAUGGAGGAAUCUGUGCAUUCUAUGCUUUGCUCAACAGGAAAGAGAGGAAAUUAAAUACAAAUUAUUUAUAUGCAUUAAUUUAAGAGCAUCUACUUAGAAGAAACCAAAUAGUCUAUCGCCCUCAUAUCAUACUGUUUUUUAACAAAAUAUUUUU